UUCUAAUCCACUAAGGGGAUAGAAGGGGUUGAUGUUAAUGUCGGGGGCCGAGAUGCUUCGGGUGGUGCGUAUGGCAAUCCUCCUCGAGAUGUCCUCUCCGAAGUGAUUCGUCCGAGGUGAAGUUUGGCCUAGGGAGUCCGUUUCUUCUCUCCGGGUCAGGCUUUCUGGUUGGGCCGCUCAUAUGUCUCGAAAGUAUGUGGGUCGAGGACCCGAGCCCAUAUACUCUAUCAGAAAGAUAGUGAGGAUGAGACGUGAUGAAUAUGGUGAAGUAGUUGGAAGUAGAAGAUGAUUUAGAUGGAUUGAGGAAAAUAAGAUGGAGUAAGGAAGAAUAAUGAAUUGAUGAUGAUAAAUAUGGUGGAGAUGAAAGUAUAUGAAGUGGAUGUGAAGAUGAUGAAAAUGGAAGAAAAAAGAAAAGGUAGUGGGGAGAAAAAGAAUGAGGUGGAGAUUUAAUUAGGUAGAAUAUAAAAUUAGAAUGAUAAAAUUUUGGGAAAAGUACGGAUAGCCUACCUGUGGUUAAAGUCAUUUACGGAGAGGGUCAUGAGUUUCAUUUUUUCCCAAACACAUAAUCGUGGUUUCCUUCCGUUAGCACCACAGGGGUCUCAGCCCAUUGGCCGUUAAAAAUUAAUGACGUGGACACUUAUUCCCUCAAAAUGGAGGCCGCGUGGGUGUAUUUUUUCCAGGUCAGACAAAUUAUUUUAAUUAGCUACAGUGAUGGGUUUAGAGCGUGUUAUUACAAUCAAACGACAAAUUAGGUUGAAGGUUUGGCGGUCGAAGAAGAAGCUCGGUCCAAAAAUCUUGCUGCUCUUUAUCAAGCUGGUAAUGGAUGAUGAGCACGUGAACCUGUGGAUUCACCAUGGUGGGAAAUGGGAUUGUCCGAAAAAGAAGAAACAAUAUUUGGGAGGUGAGGUGAAGAUAAUGGAGAAUGUGGACAUAGACUUCCUUAGUAAGUUUGAGUUUGAAGGGUAUGCUCAGGAUUUGGGUUAUAUCAAUGGGGUAGAUAUGUGGUUUAGAAGGUUUAGUGAGAUGUGUGGGCCUGUUUCUUUGCAACAAAUUGGUUGUGAUAAAGAUGUGAAGGACAUGUUGGUUUGCAAGAUAAUGGACCCACACAUUGAUGUGUAUUUUGUUUCUAAAAGUAGUAAAA
Messenger RNA from Cuscuta epithymum, 1141 nucleotides. The record is from the annotation of a GenBank genome assembly. NCBI's taxonomy places the organism in Eukaryota, Viridiplantae, Streptophyta, Magnoliopsida, Solanales, Convolvulaceae.